Molecule: messenger RNA, 1887 nt
Organism: Rhinichthys klamathensis goyatoka
Lineage: Eukaryota; Metazoa; Chordata; Actinopteri; Cypriniformes; Leuciscidae
Product: zinc finger protein 502
Exons: 4
Coding region: 183-1601 (472 amino acids)
Cellular component (GO): nucleus
Source: RefSeq, a predicted model, not a curated record
CUUUUACGUCAUCACUACUGACCGGAAGUGCUUAACGAUGUCAAACCCGAGCAACUGAUUGUUAUUCUCACGAUGUUUUGAAGAUUUUCUUCAAAUUUCGGAUUUUUUUUAAUCAUUUUUAUUCAUCUCCCAAAACACUGAACGUUUAUUGAAACGUGCUGUAGAACGCUUUAUCGUUUACCAUGUCGAAUCGCAUCGCUUUCCAGACGCAGUUAGCUUCCAUUAUGGAGGUGCUGGCUAAUGCUGCGGUGGCUGAGAUAUGUAAACUCGUUGACGACGACUACGCGAUUAUAAACUUACAGAUGACUCAAUGUCAGCGUGAAAACAAAUCGCUGAAGAGAAAACUUCACAUACUGGAGCUUAAGAUGGCACGAGGGUUUGCAGAGAGAAGGAUGAGUUCACUGAAUCGCACUAACCGAGUUCAAGUGAACGCCGCUUUGUCUGAGAAAUACAGGAACCAAUCUAACGACGUCCUGUAUGGAGCUCAGUUUAACACGGGACUGUGGAGAGGUGGAGCGACAGACUCGACUCCUCAGCAGGCUGUAAAUGAAAGUAACAGUAUGACAGGAGAUGCAGUAAUUUCAGAAGUAAACACCGUGCUGAUAAAGGAUGAGAUGUUUGAGGAGGACCAAACACAGCAGAGAUUGUUCAUCAGAGAUGGUGAAGUAACAAAUACUCCACCACAGACUGGAGAAGCUGGUUUUAGAGAUGUUCAGAUGGUGAAAGAUGAUGAUCAAGUCUCUGGGAUGCAGCUACCGACUUUGGAGGUCAGUGGAUCUGACACUGCGCUAAAAUCUGAGCCAGAGUUUGAGAGUGUUAAUGGGAUUUCACAAGAGCCCAUAGAAUUACAUGCUGAAGCAAAGUGUGAUUUGAAUGGAAAAUCCAGUCCUAUGAGGGAUUAUUUAAUGCAAGGGAGUGACAAUACAGACUUGCGGCAGCGAUCUUGCGUGUACAUGAACAAUGCAAGAUUGACUGAGAGCCAAUCCACUGCCUCUGUACGGCGUUCAGAGAUCAUAGAGGUUGACUCUGCGGAGGAGGGGGAAGAGAUUUCUGUGUGGGCUAGGAAAGUAACGCAAGAGAAAAGCCAGGCUCCACGUGUUUAUCCACAAUACGGGAGGGUGGAACAUCAGGAUAGCAUGGUCCUCUUGCCUUCCUCCAAUCCGCCUCUGGUGUCAAGUGGCUUUGCAGCGGUGGCAUCGACAUCUUCAAAAAUACAGGGCACGGACAGCUACCACAAUUUCAGAGAUGUCAGUUUUAACCAACAAAGAGUUGGUCGGACUAGAAAUGACAGAGUUCCUCGCGAAAAACUUUUUGCGUGCACAUACUGUGGCAAAGUUUUCAACCGCCCCAAAAAGGUGGUGAUCCACCAGCGGAUUCACACAGGUGAGAAGCCGUUCAAAUGUAACACCUGUGGGAAGUUCUUCUCAGAGGCGGGAAACCUGAGAAAGCACCAAAAAGUCCACACAGGAGAACGACCAUAUAGUUGUAACCAGUGUGGGCAGACAUUUGCCUGGAUACGGAACCUCAAAAACCACCAGCAGAAGAACCAUCCUGAUAUGUUUACCGCAGAAGAACUGCUUUCUCUAGGAGUCAAUAAAUGAUCACUAGAUUACUCAUAAGAUCAGUGACCAUGAGUGUGUAUUAUACCACUAUCAUAUCUUUUCUGGAUAAAGACUUUCAUUGAAAUUAUAUGCAUUAGGGCUCGACAUUAAGCCUUUUCAUGUGCUUGUCCUUCAGACAAGUAAAUCAGUCAUUCACUUGUCUGAGUAAAAAUAUUUGCUUGUCUGGAAAAAAUAGGAUUUUUGUGGUGUAAAUAUAAUUUAUUCUGAAGCAAUAUUCUCAUCAGUUCUAUCAGCUUUUACAUUUAAAUCUGCGUAUUUCUGAUAU